GAAGGAUGUCUGCUUUGCACAGACAAGUAAUUAAAGAGAAAUUAAUUUCUCCUACACUUUUUGUUAAAACAGAAUUUGAAGAUGUGGAUUUGAAUGAAUCUAAGACAGAUAUAGAUUCUGAAAGUGUUUGUAAACUUUAUAAUGAAAAUAUGAGAAUGAGACGUUUUGAUGUAAAAGAUCUGGAAUCUGAAGGGAAUGAAUUUGUUGAUAAGAUGGGUUGUGAGGAUUUUAACACUUUAUGGUCAGGAUAUUUUGAGAAAUCUUUGAAGAUUGGCCCUUUUCAGGUGUAUUUGACAGUUCCUAAAUUAUCAGAAACAAAGGAAGGGACAGGAAUGAGUUUUUUUAUAAUGCAUCAUGGAGCAGGAUCGUGUGGGUUGAGUUUUGCAUGUCUAGCUAAAGAAAUCACUAAAAUAACUAAUGGAGCUUGUGGAGUAUUGUCAUUUGAUGUUCGUGGACAUGGAAUAUCAGAUGAGGUAUUGCAAAAUGGUCUAUUGGAUCUUCGAUUAGAAGAGUUAUCUAAGGAUUUUGUUAAAAUGGUAGAACUUGUUUGCCAGAAUUUCGGAUGGGAUGAUAUAUCGGAGAUUGUUUUAGUUGGUCAUAGCAUAGGAGGUGCUGUUCUUACUCAUGUGGCAAAAAACCAGUUGUUACCGAAUAUUUUGGGUUGUGCAGUUUUAGAUAUAGUAGAAGGUUCGGCUAUUAAUUCUUUUUCGACAAUGAUGUAUCAUCUUUUAAAGAGACCAAAAUUCUUUAGUUCCAUACGAGAAGGAAUUGAUUGGCAUUUGAAAAACAAGAUUCUAAAAAAUGAACAAUCUGCUAAGGUUUCUAUACCUUUGCUCUUUAAAAGACAAAUAUCUUUAAAUACUGGUAAAAACAAAUGGAUUUGGAGAGUUGAUUUAAAUGAAACUGAACCCUUUUGGCACGGAUGGCUGAAUGGACUAUCCGAUUGCUUUUUAGCUAUUCCAUCUGCAAAAUUACUUAUUCUUUCAAGCAAAGAUAGACUUGACAAAACAUUGAUGAUUGCUCAAAUGCAAGGAAAGUUUCAAUUACUCACUUUUCAAAACACUGGUCAUUUUAUUCAUGAAGAUUUACCCGAAUUGACUGCAAAAGCUCUUGUUUCUUUCUGGAAACGAAACCAAAAAUCCUUAGAAUUAUCCAAAAGAAUAUAGGCUUUUGAUAUCUCAUAUAAAUGGAACACCCGGGUGUUCCAUAAAGAAAAUGUC
Pneumocystis murina B123 is the source of this 1220-nucleotide messenger RNA. RefSeq lists its product as hypothetical. Gene Ontology annotation, biological process: protein demethylation. The transcript is spliced from 6 exons. Gene Ontology annotation, molecular function: protein methylesterase activity. The record is from RefSeq and is a predicted model, not a curated record. NCBI's taxonomy places the organism in Eukaryota, Fungi, Ascomycota, Pneumocystomycetes, Pneumocystales, Pneumocystaceae. Bases 6 to 1166 code for a protein of 386 amino acids.